CCGAGCCGCCAUGACUGGGGUGCUCUGCCAUCCGUAGUGGCGCCAUCUCUUGACCAUGGACGAGAGGAUCUUCCAUGAGCUGUGCGUGGAGUUCUACUCCACCUUCUCACACAUCGUCCCAUCCAGUAAAAAGAGCCGGCCACGGGUGGAGUUUAUGCUGGGAGGUCACCCACGAGUGCUGACCUAUGAUGAUUUUGCUCAGGCCAUGGGGCUCGACACCGCCCACAUGACGAUGACGGAGUGGCAGUUCAUCGUCGACUUCAACUAUCAGGGCGCAUUCCGAGCCCUCUAUUGGCCAGAGCACGACGAGUUCGAGGAUAGCCGCACCAAUGCGGUGAAGCUGAAGACCCAGUGGAGAUUCUCCACUCUCUGCUCACCAGAUCCGUCAUCCCCAGCCUCCAGUCAGGCCACUUGAUGACGAACAGAGGACUCAUUGCCCUCUACUCGAUGAGGAGUCAAGCUAAGCCGGUCCAUCUGGGAUCGUUGAUCGCCACCUCUUUCGCCCGGUUCUUGGGGCGGAAGAGACUGGACACUAUGCACAUGGGGGGCAUCAUCACGAGGAUCGCCCGACACUUCUAGGUGGAUCUGGCCCGCUUCACUAGCGUCGGAAGGAAGGAUCCCUUCCAAGUGGAGACAUUAUAUAACCAGAAGAUGAUAAUCCAGGGCGAGAGAGGAGUGGAGUGCCUUGACGGACUCCGACCCUCCAGAGUCAUCCGAGCUGCACCAGCACCGGCUCCAGUGGAGUCUGACCGCGAGGUCCACCAAUAGUAGAGCAACCACCUGCUCGUGCACCCGGCCGCUGCCGGCGCCCUGCCCAACAGCCACCACCACUAGGAGCAGACGAUCCCCUUGUCCAGAGGGUGGAUCGCCUUGAGACGAGUUUCAUGGGAUUCUCAUCCCUCCUCGAGAGGCAAUCCGACAUCCUCGAGCUCAUGGCUCGACGCCAGGGUAUCCUACCCGAUUCUGGAGAGGGUCCAUCCACCAGAGAGAGGUAGUCGACGAGUGAGACAUGUGGCAGAGCGGAGUCCUUUCGCCCCACUUCUCUACUUGUAAUCCUGAACUCAUGUUAUUUUUGUUUUUGUUAUUUUUCUUCAUUUUGUGUGUGCGUGACAUAAACUACUACUAUGUAUUGUGCUUGUAAUAACCUCGCCUCGAGCGAGUCGUAUUGUCUUUGUGUGUGUUCUUUUUGUCUCUCCUUGAAGCUCAAAUAUCCUACCCUGGUUCGAUUCCAACCUCCACUCACCAAGCCCAAGCGGUAACAUCAUUCUACCCCUUUCUUUUGCCAUUGAGGGCAAUGUCGAGUUUAAGUGUGGGGUGGGGGGGGGGGGGGGUAGUCUGCUAGCAUGCUUGUGUGAGUGUGAUAUUGCUUGGAGCCUUUUGUAUGCCUAAAUUUCAAAAAUUUGAGGGCUCCAAGCGAUGUUUGCAUGAUCAAAGUGGCUGGAUGGUGGGAAAUUCUCGUGUUUUUGUUCAUCGAUCUCAACUUGUUUCAUGUGAUCAAGUACAUCCUAUGAUGAUGACUGAGAAGUUCAUUAGGAUAGGGCAAAAGUUUAGUUCUCAUGUGUGCAUAAAUGAAUGGAUGUCUUGACUUGAUCAUUUGUUGCUAACAAUUGUCAUGCAUCGUGUUAGUGAAUUGGAAUAGAUGGUUGGGUAACUAGGUAGCCUGUGAGCUAUGAGCCGAUCGUUUUCUUCCUGUGUGAUAGUUACCUCUUACCACGGUGUGUAGCAUCACAAGUUGUCACUAGCAAGUAUGAUGGAGGCAUAGGAUGAUUCCACGCCCAAAUGUUGAUUGUCGCGAAAUGUAUCAUCCUUUAGUAAACCCCUUUGAGCCUUGUGACUUCGUGGGUCGUUCUCAAUUUAGGAGCUUCGUGCGUGUGAGCGUAAAGGUGUUAGUAGAACUACCCCCAAUCCUUUCUUUGUGUCUAAACAUGAGUCGCCCGUGUGUUCCAGAGCUCUCACCUUUGAGUCUCCAUUGAGGUUCUACAUAGGAGGUUUGUGUGCGGUUCUUGCUAGGAAUGCGAAAUGAAGUGUAGUGUUGGAG
Molecule: messenger RNA, 2038 nt
Organism: Linum trigynum
Lineage: Eukaryota; Viridiplantae; Streptophyta; Magnoliopsida; Malpighiales; Linaceae
Source: the annotation of a GenBank genome assembly